UUUUCCAUGCAUCACUAUCACGAAAUUCAAUUUGUCAAAAUAAAUCAGAAAUUCGAAGAAAUUUCACAUACCCAUCCUCAGCACGGUGGCACCACCGUUAUAUCGUGUCAUCCAUUUCUGAACAUUCUCCCACUCCCACCGCAACCAAGGAACCGUUGAAUCGGAACCAAAAGAACGAUACUCGAUGUCGAAAUCGGAGGGAAUAGGAUUAGGAUCAGUAACCUCAACAUCCCUAUCAUCAAAAGUUCACCCUUCCAACGAUCCUCCUGAACUCGAUCCCGAUUCCUACGCUCUCGAGAAGUUCAAACUCUACGAAACCAGAGCGAGGUUUUACCUAAUUGGAAGUGAUCGGAACAAGAGAUUCUUUCGCGUGUUGAAAAUUGAUCGAUCCGAACAGUCUGAUCUUAGUAUUAGUCAGGAUCCUGUAUUGUAUUCGCCUCAGGAGAUUAAGAGCUUGCUUCAGAGGAUUGCUGAAGGGAAUAGAGCUACCGGAGGACUCACUUUCGUCGCUAAAGUUUAUGGAAUUGCAGGCUGCAUCAAGUUUCUUGAGUCUUACUAUUUGAUUCUCGUUACUAAGCGCAAACAAAUUGGUUCUAUAUGUGGGCAUGCAAUUUAUAGUAUCAAGGAGAGCCAAUUGAUAACAAUUCCACAUGUUUCAAUUCAAUCUGAUUUAGCUCACUCUAAAACUGAGCUAAGAUACAAAAAGCUUUUGUCUAGUGUGGAUUUGACCAAGGAUUUUUUCUUUAGUUAUACUUAUCCUAUAAUGCAAAGUUUGCAAAAGAAUGUAUCGUCUGAUCAAGGAGGAGGGAUGCCGUACGAUAAUAUAUUUGUCUGGAAUGCUUAUUUGACACAAUCCGUCAGAUCGAGAUGCAAUAACACUAUAUGGACUAUAGCUUUGGUUCAUGGCCAUUUUAGGCAGAGUCGUCUAUCAAUCUUUGGGAAGGACUUCAGUGUUUCCUUGAUUUCUCGACGUUCUAGACAUUUUGCAGGGACACGGGAAGGAUUGAAGGAGGAGGAGCAACACACCAGUUACCUGAAAAGAGGAGUGAAUGAUCGGGGAAGGGUUGCUAAUGAUGUUGAGACAGAGCAGAUUGUCCUUGAUGAAGAAGCUGGCUCCUGCAAGGGCAAAAUGAGUUCAGUUGUGCAGAUGCGUGGAUCAAUACCGCUUUUCUGGUCCCAAGAAGCAUCAAGAUUUAGCCCUAAGCCUGACAUAAUCUUGCAGAGGUAUGAUCCAACAUACGAGGCAACAAAAUUACAUUUUGAAGACCUCGAGAAGAGAUAUGGCAAUCCAAUUAUUGUCCUUAAUUUGAUUAAGACAGUUGAGAAAAGGCCUCGAGAAAUGAUGCUGAGGCGUGAAUUUGCAAAUGCUGUUGGGUAUCUGAACCAAGUUUUUCCAGUAGAUAACCAUCUUAGAUUUAUUCACUGGGACUUUCACAAGUUUGCAAAAACCAAAUCUGCCAACGUUCUGGCAGUUUUAGGAGCUGUAGCUAGUGAAGCACUUGAUUUAACAAGUUUUUACUAUAGUGGCAAACCCAACAUCAUAAAGAGGACAAACAAGAGUAAUCGAACAAGCAUCGGAAGGGAUGCUUCACUGAGAGAUUUGACAUCUAGUUCUGGGGAUCUUGCAAGGAUUGGAAGUAGUGGUGAAAUGCUAAAUUUUUUGGCUAAUCGAGAUAGAGAAACUGACAUGAAUCAUCAGAACAAAAAUGAUUAUUUCAAUAGCGAUACACCACAUUUUCAGAGUGGAGUUCUCCGUACCAACUGCAUUGACUGCUUGGACCGUACAAAUGUCGCCCAAUAUGCUUAUGGCCUUCAAGCUUUAGGACGCCAGCUCCAUGCAAUGGGUUUGACUGAUGUGCCAAAAGUGGAUCCUGACAGCAGUAUUGCAGCAGCUCUAAUGGAUAUGUAUCAAAGUAUGGGAGAUGCUCUUGCGCAGCAGUAUGGUGGUUCUGCAGCUCACAAUACUGUGUUUCCAGAAAGGCAGGGAAAGUGGAAAGCAACAACACAGUCAAGAGAGUUUUUAAAAUCCAUAAAACGAUAUUAUAGCAAUGCUUACACGGAUGGUGAAAAACAAGAUGCAAUAAACUUAUUUUUAGGUUACUUCCGACCAAAGGAAGGAAAACCUGCGCUUUGGGAGCUUGAUUCAGAUUAUUAUCUCCACGUAUCCGGAAUGGGAGAUGAUCUUAUUCCUGAGAAGUUUUCUCAACCAAAUCUUAAGCCCUCUGGGAGAGUUGUAACCAUCUUCACCCCCAUACCAGCCUGCAGAGAUGAUUUCUCACGCAUAAAGCUGACAUCAUUUGAAAAGUUAAUUGAAAAGACCUGUAGUACAAUUAAAAAUGUAAGACUUUCCUGUGAACCUGAUCAGAAGCCAGGCGGAGUUUCUGGAAACAGUGGUGUAGCACCUGAUGCAGCUGAGAUACAGCUUAAAAGCCCAAAUUGGCUUUUUGGCCAGAGAAAGUACGAAGAAGGUUCCUCUGCUGCAAAAGUUGUUUCUGCUGAAACUAACGUUGACGGAUGUCAUGCUAAUGACUUUUGCAACUUGAAUUGGCUUUCGUCUGGGGAUGAUAUGAACGAAGAUGAUGUUUUUCAAAGGUACUUUACAAUGACCUCAGCAAAUGAGGCCAAUGGUUGGUAUGGAGGUACCCUCCUUGGUGAUCAAGAUGAAGACAGCGAGAUGUUUAAACAUUAUGCUGAGUUAUGUCAGGGACCUGCCUUUGAACUUUUCCAAAAUGAUGACGAGAAAGAGCAACACUAUGCUGAUGCUCUAAGCAUGAGUUCAUUUGAAAUUCUUAAUGAGGCUGGUGUUGCAGCAGAGAUGGAAGGAGCUCUAAAGGAGUAUGACCAAGUUGGUGCUGACCUUGGGAUCAUUCCCUCAUCUUGUAAAUUCCUUGCUGAUGAUCCAAGCUGGUUGACGAGGUGGUUAGUUGGGGAAGAAAAAGUACCAGGAUAGGAUGAGUUUUUGGAGUUUAUUGGUUGUGUACUAUUUCAACUAUUGUUUAGUCUCUUGUUAAUAUUGAUCGAUUCUCAAUUUUUAAACUAUCACAAUAAGGUACCAAAUAAGGGUAUCUUAGUUAAUGCUUUUGGUGCUUAACAAUGUGAGUAUUGGUUAGAGGUGCAAACAGAUGGUAUAGCAGUGAUUCCUGCCAAAGUUGAAGCAGUGUUGCAGUGGGAGAGAUCCAAGACUGUGCGUGGGGUGAGGUUUGUUUGGGCUUAGUGGUUACUCUAGGCAUUUCAUUGAGCAUUUCUCGAUGUUCUAUUAACUAACAGUGCAAUUUUAAAAGGACAAAUUUAUUUGUAUAUAGUCAUUGGAUCAUGAGAUGUUUAGUUUCAGAAAGUAAAGUUAGCAGAAUCCAUGCUAAGUGAGUUGAAUAAAUUUUCAAGGGAAAGUUUGUUCAAGUUCUUUCUCUUGAAUUGAAUAGCAGUGACCUUAGGUCUCCACUGCUUUAUCAAAUUUCUUGACAUGGCUAGCUUUUUGGAAUUUAAAGCCAUUCAUAUAGUUUAGAACAUGUAGGAAUUGUGUUUAAUGUUUUCUUCUUUCAUUGUGAAUAUCUUGUAUUCCUUUACCAAUACAUUUGCCUUAAUUUCUCUGACCAGGGCUAAGUCCUUACAUGUCAAAGAAAAUGAAUGCCAAAUUUCUUAUGUUGAGUCAUUCUGGCUACCCUUAUCAUAUUCAGAUUUCGUAA
Molecule: messenger RNA, 3683 nt
Organism: Vicia villosa (hairy vetch)
Lineage: Eukaryota; Viridiplantae; Streptophyta; Magnoliopsida; Fabales; Fabaceae
Product: phosphatidylinositol-3-phosphatase SAC1
Exons: 17
Coding region: 185-2950 (921 amino acids)
Biological process (GO): phosphatidylinositol dephosphorylation
Cellular component (GO): intracellular membrane-bounded organelle
Molecular function (GO): phosphatidylinositol-3,5-bisphosphate 5-phosphatase activity
Source: RefSeq, a predicted model, not a curated record